Messenger RNA from Styela clava, 1440 nucleotides. RefSeq lists its product as uncharacterized. NCBI's taxonomy places the organism in Eukaryota, Metazoa, Chordata, Ascidiacea, Stolidobranchia, Styelidae. The record is from RefSeq and is a predicted model, not a curated record.
UUGGAAGCAGAAGGAUAUUCGCGGGCCCGAUAACCGUACGUAAAAUUAAGAUACCGUUUUAAUUGAAUUGUUAAGAUUAUACACGUGUAUGUGAUAAUGACAUAACAAUUGGUGGUAUCUAGAACGCAAAAAAGUAAAAACAUGGAGUGGCAAAAUACUUCGCUUAAGUUCGGCGGGCCGUUUUAAAUCGUAACGCGGGCCGUAAUUUGCCCGCGGGCCACGGUUUGGGAAUCACUGAUCUGGAGAGUCUUGCAAAAGAUAGAGUAGUGGAACAUCUCAUUCCAAAAGCAACGUGAAAGUGCUUGGGGCAGCAUUCAUGCUCAAGGGCUAUUUCUAUCAUAAGAAAUCUUCAAAUACACGUCGUGUCGAUUGAACUCAUGGAUAGGAAAAUAUCGGUUUAUCUAUGCGGCGCACACUGUGCCGGGAAGACAACUCUUCAGCAAAGUCUUCAAAGACAUCCAGAGUUUUCAAAGUUCGGAUUUAAAUCUCAAGAAGAAGUAGCAAGGCCGUUGAUUAAGAAGAGAGGACUCACGCCGGAACAACUUCGCAAUCCAGACGUACUCUUCGAAUUUGAGAAAGAAAUUUUGCAAAUACAAUGCACGACAGAGGAUAAUGAAAUAAAAGAAUGUAACGGAAAUUAUAAUCGUUUUCUCUGGGACCGUGGUAUAAUCGAUCCAUUGGGAUAUACAAAGGCUUUUGUCGGCGAGUCGGAGGCUGAAGAAUUAUUUAAAGUUCCACACGCAAAAAAGAUGCUGUCAAGAUGGAAAGAAGGAAAAACUUGUCUCGUAUUCAUGGUAAAACCAGAAAAAGAAUUUAUUGAAUUUGACGGAGUUAGACGAGAAUGCGACAUUGACGAACUUAUGAAUCUACACUAUUCUAUGAUUUCUAUUCUCGACCAAUUGAGUAUAAAGUACUCGGUAAUAAAUUGUCGAGAUCUUGCACAACGUACAGAACAAGUUAUAAAAGAAGUAAAACUACAUUGGUUUAACCAAUAAUCGGAAAUUAAUUUUUUCAUCAUACUAAAGUGCACUUUAUCAAUAAACAAUACGAAAAAGAAGUAAAAUGGUAUUUUAGGGUGGAGAAAGGCGCGAGACACCAAGACUGGUUAUAGGCCAGCGACACCCGUGAUUUAGGUCUAACAGUAAUUUACGUCAAAGGAAGUCGAAGAGACCUGAAUUGAAUACCCAAAAUACGUCCGAUCCCAAAACAGCACUUUAGAAAUAUAAAUAUUCUGAAACAGGCAAGCAAGCUGUUAUAUCUCAGAGAGCAAGAGAUAUCACGGUGUCACGUAAUGUCAUGACGACAAUAAAUGGCUGUAGCGAAUUGGUAAAACAACGCGGUUUAGUGUGUGCAAUUUUACAACAAGAGAAGUGUUUUUUUUUAUCACAUUUGAAAGACAUAUUUUCUAAAGUUAAAUACGAAAUGCUAUUUUGCAAAGUG